AUGGCGAGCAAGUCCCAGCUGAUGCUUCUGGCCAUGUUUGUGACAAUCCUCCUGGUUGGAGUGGACGUCGGUGGGAUUGCAAACGCAGCAGCCCAGCAACGAUGCAAAUCUGGAUGGAACUGGGACGGCCACAAGUGCAUUCAGUGUCCCAAAGGCCGCCGUGAGGAUGAUGAUGACGAUGAUGACAACCAUGACGACCGUGACAAUGAUGGUGGUGACGAUGACGACACUGAACUUCCACCCCGCGAAGCCCUUUCCCGUGCAAAUUCUGAUAAAGUCAAACUUUACGUCGGCCCCGACGAGGAGUACAAGACGAUCACAGAGGCAAUCAAUGCUGUUCCCCUCCAAAACAAGCAGCGGUAUAUCAUCAACGUCGCAGCAGGAGUUUAUCGUGAAAAGAUCAUAAUCCCUGCAACAAAAGACUUCAUCACACUUGUCGGUAACCCUGACGCCAAGUUUUCCACGAACGAUGCUCCGUUUGCUUACUCCGGAGCUGUGGGAGGCCAAGCCGUGGCCCUUCGCGUCUCGGGUGAAUACGCGGCAUUCUACGACUGCUUUAUUACUUCCAGCCAAGAUACCCUCUACGAUCAGAAAGGAAGGCAUUACUACAAGAGAAGCUACAUUCAGGGAAAUGUCGAUUUCAUCUUUGGACAAGGCCGGGCAUUGUUUGAGGACUGUCUCAUCAUUUCAAACGCGAGGAGCAAAUCUGGAUCGAUCACUGCUCAGUCCAAGUUCAAUGCCACAUUGGACUCGGGCUAUUCGAUUUACAACAGCUACAUUGGAGGGACGGGCCUGGUGCAUCUGGGUCGUCCGUGGAAGGAAUAUGCUUCGGUAGUAUUUGUCAACAAUUACCUGGACGAAGUCGUCAACCCGACUGGAUGGGACCAAUGGGCUUACAACCCAGCCGCGGGGACUGCGUUCUUUGCCGAACAUGGGAACUUUGGUCCCGGCGCGGACAGCACCAGGCGUGUUAAUUGGAUCAAGCAGCUGACCUCAGAUCAAGCUUAUGAGUACAGCGAUAUAAAGUUUAUCGAUGGGCAGGACUGGCUCUACUUGGAGUGAUGAAGAUUCUUUUCA
Messenger RNA from Selaginella moellendorffii, 1077 nucleotides. RefSeq names its product putative pectinesterase 11. Bases 1 to 1062 code for a protein of 353 amino acids. Gene Ontology annotation, biological process: cell wall modification. NCBI's taxonomy places the organism in Eukaryota, Viridiplantae, Streptophyta, Lycopodiopsida, Selaginellales, Selaginellaceae. The transcript is spliced from 6 exons. The record is from RefSeq and is a predicted model, not a curated record. Gene Ontology annotation, molecular function: pectinesterase activity.